AAUUAAAAUAAAAAAAAAUAAAAACCGUUCUGAGCAAAACCCAACUCAGUAACGAGUCACUAGACUGAAGAGGUCAGAGUAGUCAGCAGCAGCUGUCUCAUUCAUCGUUGGGUUCAGAUUCGGGGCUCCACAACCCGAAUCAUAACUCACACCACCCACCCACUGACAUAGAUACUCCUCCUAUAGAUAUAAUAGAUUGGAACGACAGAGACUUCAUUUUACGACCAUGACCAUGGAGGAAGACGAAGACGCCGAAAUAGAGCACGUGUAUAUCGCUCAUGAAAUUGAUCUCGAUUACGAGUUCGACGCAGCUCGUUUCUUUGAUUUCACUCGCCCAGAAACUCCCGAUGAAUCUUGUCAAGCUCAACUUUGGUUUCGAAAUGCCCCAAACUACCCUCCUUCUCCUUUUGUGACCAAGUUAGCGGCGAGAGAGGGAUUUCUCUUUGACGAUGUUGACGACUCGUUAGAAGCGGAAAAUGUUGAAUGUAAGAGUAAUGUGGAUGGUAAUGAUAAAGAACUUGUUCACGGUGUUCCUUCCGCUAUGGAAAUUUCCGACACUAUUAAUGGACUUACCUCUGGCAGUAAAGCAAUCAGUGGCAGUUUGAAUUCUAAUUUUAAACCUGCUGUGCCAAAGAGUUCAACAUCAAUGAAACCUACAGCUACUCAGUUGGCUAGGAAAAACUGCCCCGCUAAAAAAGUUGGUUCAAGAUUUCGGAAGCCACUAACUCAAAAUGAAAGGAAUAUAUCUAUCUCCUCUGGAGUAGAAAAUCAAGCUGCCAAACGGCAAAAAUUAGAGGGUGGUCAUUUGUGCAAGGUUACUGAUGUGAAGCAGCAAACUAAUUUUGUGCACAAGACACCUAAGAGGGCUGUCACUGUUGAGCAGAACUCUGCAUGUUCCAAGCUGAAGCUUACUAUUCCCCGAGAGCCUGACCUAAAAACAGCGCAUAGAGCACAAAGGAUAAGACCCCAAAUUGUUGGAGAGGCAGAGCACAUGACAGUGGCUGUCCCCAGGUUCAAAGCUCGCCCAUUAAACCGGAGGAUUCUUGAUGCUCCUUCGUUGCCACUUCCCAAAAGGAGCACUCCGCAAUUGCCAGAGUUUCGAGAAUUUCACUUGAAGACUUUGGAAAGGGCCAUGAAACACACAUCUGCUACCUCCUCUUCACUUCACGGCAAUGAUUCCGUUAAGGGUUGGGACAAGCAUACUUCUGCUCUAGAAAAUAGAAUCAAUUAUGUCAGAAGGCCUACUGCCAUGGGGGACCCAAAGCAUGAUGGAUUGAUUUUUAAAGCUCAGCCUCUUAUUAAGAAGAUCCAAUCUAGUAAAGAGCACGUUGGUGUUUUCCAGACAAACACGAAAGAAACAACAGUGUCAAUGGAAUUUGAUUCACACACUGAAAAGGGGAUUCAGCAUAACCCUCCUAUUGAACUAUUUAGCAAGUUGUCCCUGACAUCUGAAGGCCAGCCAGAUAAUGGAUCUCAUUUCAAACUGCCUCAGCAAUCCAGGAUGUGCAGAAAGGGGAAGGAUUCAAAAGAAAAUAUAUUAAAUUCUUUUCGUCCAGACCAAGAGGAGAAGGCUUUUACUUUUGGGGCAAAGCAAAAUCAUCAUGGAAAUGGUGGAUGUCUCAGUCUGGUAAAUGCUAGGAGGAGCUUGGGAAUUCGGUGAGAAUAGAGGAAAAUGUGCAACCAGCUUUAUUAUGGGCUUGAAUUUUGCAGCUGAUAUGUGUGAAGAUUGACAGUACAUAGUUGAAUCUGACAGACACCUAACUCUUUUCUGAUGAGAGAUGGUUCUUACUGUAAAAAGAAUCUUAGGAAGUUUUAGAAAUUAACAUGUCCAGGUGCAUAGCUUGUAUUUAACUGAUUCUGACCAUAGAUUCAUAAUCAUUAAAUGAAAAAGUAAAUCAUUAAAGGCAA
Cicer arietinum (chickpea) is the source of this 1908-nucleotide messenger RNA. RefSeq names its product protein TPX2-like. Lineage: Eukaryota; Viridiplantae; Streptophyta; Magnoliopsida; Fabales; Fabaceae. Gene Ontology annotation, cellular component: spindle; nuclear microtubule. Gene Ontology annotation, molecular function: protein kinase activator activity; microtubule binding. The record is from RefSeq and is a predicted model, not a curated record. Gene Ontology annotation, biological process: regulation of mitotic spindle organization; mitotic spindle assembly; activation of protein kinase activity.